AUGGACGAAAACAAUGAUCAAAUCAUCGCAUCUCAUACAAUCAUCGAAGGAUUACCUUCAUCACGACAAACAAGCUAUUCAAAUAUAGAUUUGGAUGAUUUUACCGGUGAUGAUAUAGAUGAUGAUGACAUUGAUGAUGAUAGUUUUGUAUCCAUUGAUGAAGUUCAACAUAUUAUUCAAACAUUUGGUAGUAAUGAUUGUUCAACAACAUCUAUUGAUUAUUUUGAUUCACGCCGAUAUGAAAUUAUGUAUGAAAUUAUGAAUAUUGAAAGACAAUUUGAAGAAUUGAAAAAUAUUUUGUAUGAAGACAGUGUUUUAUUAAUUGACAGAAAAUUAAUAUCUAUACAGAAUGAAGAAGCACCUGAAUAUCAAAAUGAAUUAAAAAAACUUUAUGAUGAAAUGAAAAUAGAUUUAGAAAUAGCUAAGCAUAGACGUCUUAUUGAACUACAAGCUUUAGAAAAAUCGACAGAAUCAGAACUACUAAGUUUAGAUCAAACAUUAGAAAAUGAUAAGUUUCAUUUAUAUAUUAGUAUGCGUGAAGAUAUUGAAAAUAAAAUUCAUCAACUUGAAACCUUAAAAAUUAAAACACAAUUAUGUCAAAAUAUUUUACAAGAAGUAUUACCAUCCGAACAAGACGCACAACAAUUACAAGCAAUAUCAACGAGUAAAAAACGUUUUGACUAUUCAGAACCAAUUAAAAAAACAAUAAAAAAAAGACGCUUUAAUGGAGCAAAGAAAACAAUUGAGAGAGAUAAUUUAGCAAUUUUUUAUCAAUUGUCUGACAUCAAUAUUAUUGAAGAUUGGACAGUUAUACAAACAUCUUUACAACAAUCAUCAAACAUUUUAGAAGAAAGUGAUAAUAAUAAUGAUGAUAGUGAAAAAUCAGAUAACUGUGAUGAUAAUUUUAAUCAUAAUAACCGUUGA
Messenger RNA from Rotaria socialis, 924 nucleotides. The record is from the annotation of a GenBank genome assembly. Lineage: Eukaryota; Metazoa; Rotifera; Eurotatoria; Philodinida; Philodinidae.